UCUUUGCGGUCGUAUGGCUGGAAAUAUUGCAUUUUCAAAGGCGUAUUCUGUUUACCUUAUAUAUUUUGUGAUUUUCACGCUAGCUUUUGUGGGGAUUGGAGGUUCCAUUUGUUGUUGAAGUGAAAGACCACCAUCAAUCCCGAUCAGCCCUUGCGUGCCAAGAAACCUUUUGUUAAGAGCCUUUCAAGUUCUCUCCUCGUCUGUUUCUUCCCGCUAUGCAUUAUAUAUGAGUUUUCAAAUUCUAUCAAUCAUUUUCAACACCUUUACCUACAAUUUUGCAGCAGAAUUAAGAUCGUCCUUUCGCAUUGGUGCCUUUUCUCCGCAUAAUUAUUAUUCUAGCGUGACUCUGGUGUUUAACCGCCCGGUCUGAUCUUAGGUUGAUCAUCGUCUUGUUUUCGGACUUUGCGAGAGCAAGUUGAAGAGAUCGUUUCGACUGAUCAGACUCAACGACUGGGACGAAACUACGCAUCUCCUUUGGAAAUUGAAAUACCGACAAAAUGCUGGCUCAGACAAUUACUCAACAGUCUCUUCGGCGGAUGGCCAUACAGCGCCCUCUUGCCAUGCCCAUGGCCAAAUUUGCUAGCCCAGCCGCCAUCGCCACCAACAGCCAGCUCAUGCAGACGAGACCGGUUGCUACGCGAAACAUAAAGCCUGAAGAAGGCUACAAGAUACUCGUCGAGCAACGCAAGAAUCGCCCCGUCGCCCCACAUCUUACCAUCUACAAACCUCAAAUGACCUCUAUCGGCUCUGGUCUCACUCGUAUCACUGGCGCUGUCCUUAGUGGUGGUUUUUAUAUUUUUGGCGCUGCUUAUCUUGCUGCUCCCUUGGUGGGCUGGCACCUCGAGUCUGCCAGCCUUGCUGCGGCAUUUGGCUCUCUUCCCGUCAUUGCAAAGGUCCUGAUCAAAAGCGUUGCGGCCUUCCCUUUCACUUAUCAUUGUAUCAAUGGGGUUCGACACUUGAUAUGGGAUAUGGGCAAGUCGUUCACCAACCGGCAGAUUCAGAUUGGCGGCUGGGCUGCCUUUGGUCUUUCCGGAAUCAGCGCGGUUUAUCUGGCACUUGCGUGGUAAAGGAGCAAUGACUCAUUGCCGGACAGUGCCUGUUGGAAGAUCAUUGCAGUAGUUGAAAGGCUCAGCCGACCCACGGUUCGAUUGGGUCAACAUGUUACUACAGAUGCUCACACCGUUCACAAUCAGGGGUUCAGCACCUUGGAUAUAGCUCAAAACAGAUUUUAUUGGUUCAAUUGACAUUUGUUCUUCGAUAGCGGCAUUCGGCUAGCUAACAAGAAUAUAAAUCAAUUGACGAUCACAGCGGAGCCUGCGUUGGGCUUAUUAUAUAACGUAAGGAACCGCAAAGUGUGUUUACUAGUUGUACUGAUUCGCUGCUGGCUGAUAGAUCGGCACCUGGGCAAACUAAGUAGUCGAUAUGUGGCAGGUCUAAGAUGUUUGCUUGGAGAUAUAUAUAUAUAUAUAUAUAUAUAUAUAUUGUACAGACUAGUAUCUGGAUGAUGUACUCGAAUUAUGUUGAUGAGGACAGGAU
Molecule: messenger RNA, 1536 nt
Organism: Xylona heveae TC161
Lineage: Eukaryota; Fungi; Ascomycota; Xylonomycetes; Xylonales; Xylonaceae
Product: succinate dehydrogenase cytochrome b560 subunit
Exons: 1
Coding region: 498-1067 (189 amino acids)
Biological process (GO): mitochondrial electron transport, succinate to ubiquinone; tricarboxylic acid cycle
Cellular component (GO): membrane
Molecular function (GO): electron transfer activity; succinate dehydrogenase activity
Source: RefSeq, a predicted model, not a curated record